AUGAAAUGGCAUUGCCCCGUCAUUGGAUGCAAUCGAGCCUUCAGGCUGCUCAGAGACUUGGGUGAGCAUUUUACUACCGACCACAACGGCGACAUUCUUCACGACUUGCGAGAUGGCAACUUUCGCAAGAUUGGCAAUGCCGGAAACCGCCCACCCUACGUCGGCUACCGAAGUGACAAUCCACCGUCGCCCGUUCCUCUCCCCUCUCCGUCGCCGCCUAAGCGUCCGGCCACUGACAAUUCCUCUGCCGCCACCGUUGCCGUCCGCACUGCCACUCCUGGAUUGUUUUUCAAGCAGGAGUAUUCUGACGACGAGGAUGCCCGCCCAAAGGAGACAUCGUACAUUAUUCUCGACCAUGAGAGCGAUGAGUCACAGCAAGAAAGCAACUCGGAUAACGAUGACCCGGACAGUGCCGGUGGCACACGGGACACCGACAGUGACUCUGAAGAAAGCGAGCACACCGACAACGAAAACAAUGCUCAGCAGAGAGAGCAACAACGUUCGGACAGUCAUAUUGACGGUGAUGACGACGACAGCGUCCAAGAUCGUGGCUCCGACACAUGGACUUACCUCAACAGUUUGACGCCAGAACCUAUCGCCAUACCCGACGACGCAUGUGUCAAGGAGCUGAUGAAGCUGCCUCUCCUUCGUGAGCUCCCCUUUUCUUGGAAAGCGCGUCUUUCCAAAAAGAGCUGGGUGAAAAACUACUGCAGCCUCAAGACUAUCACUGCAAUCAUGCACUUCCUCGUUGGCGAAGACCGAGACCGCAAAGUCUGCAACGGCCUAGGUUGCGACACUUUAGGGAACGACGGUCUUAUAUCCGCGCUAUCUGAUUUUGCCAUAGGCAGCGACGCAUUCCAUGGAGAGUACGCCUUUCCUCGCUGCAUCAUGCUCCCAGACAACAUCAUGAUGUCGGAGGCCGUCGUGGAGCGGAUUGGCAUCAACCAAUGCGUCAAUGCAUACUACAGACGCGGCAAAAAGGUUCCAUUUCCGGGUCGAAUCUUCCCCCGUCGCCUGGAGGUGCCUCAGACACCCAAAGGCCGUGGCAACAACCGCCCCUACAGCGAAUCUUCCGUCCUCCGUCGCCAGGCCCGACUCCCGUCGCUUUCUGUCACGCCAUCUAGAUCUCCCAAGCGCAAGGCAUCCUCACCCGAGUACGAGGACGAACUCCCCUCGUACCGCCUCGCCAACCCUUCCUCUCCUAAUAAACCCGCUCCUUGGGAGCAGUUUACCGGCUUUUUGCCACUUCGCUCUUCCCCGCCUCGCGGCCACCGCUCCUCCCAAGCCGCUUCUGAUGUCAUGGUUGCUCACUCGAGCAUGUACCUCGCAUCUCAACCGCAGAAGCGUAUCAAGCUUGUUGACCAUUCCGGUCUCGGCCGCGGCGACUUCGCUGUUCUGAAACUGGAUGGCAAUGAUGCUGGCCAUGUCUUGAGAGUUGACCAGGGAAGUGGAAGGAUGCUUAAUUGUUCCGUGGCCAAGGGCAAGGUAGAUGUCUUCCUGGUUGUCAGGGGUAGAGGCCAGGCGCGGGAGGAAAUGACGUUUACUGCUGGCGAAGACACGCACUGGGUGGUCAAGGAGGGAUGGGCAUGUGAAGUGACCAAGUUUGGGGGAGAGGCGGGAGAGGCGAAGGUUCAUGUUACUGGCUUGGGUGUGGAUGAGCAAUGGCAGGAGUGA
Neurospora crassa OR74A is the source of this 1674-nucleotide messenger RNA. RefSeq lists its product as hypothetical. The record is from RefSeq and is a predicted model, not a curated record. Lineage: Eukaryota; Fungi; Ascomycota; Sordariomycetes; Sordariales; Sordariaceae. The transcript has 3 exons. The coding region runs from base 1 to 1674 and encodes 557 amino acids.